GCGAAAUCGGAGAAGAAGCUCCACCUCAUUUGCUCAUCGGAGCGAACAGAGAGAGAGAGAGAGAGAGAUGGAGGAGGAGGAGGAGAAGGAGGCCAGCAUGGUGGGUCUGGACCAGCUCCCGUCGGCUCUGCUGGCGACGAUCAUGAUGAAGCUGGACGUGUCGUCCAUCUGCUCCGCCGGGUCCACAUGCAAGACCUUCCGCCACUGCGCUUCUCACGUCCUCUCCUUCAUCCCCAGCAUCCACCUCCUCGAGAUCGCGCCUUCCAUCGAAUUGCUGCGGCCUCUGUUGCCGCCGAAUCCUCUGAUGAGGAGCUUGAAGGUGGACUGCGAUCGGCUCAACGAUUCGGCCAUAAGGUUGUUGGCUAGGCCGUCUUUGCAUGAGCUUCAUCUCCACAACUGCGGGGAUUUCAGCGGGAAGCUGCUUUCCGAGAUUGGGUCGCAAUGCGGGGACCUAAAGUUUCUUUACUUGGGUUCUGUUGCUGAGAAUAGAGGGCGAGCACUUCAUGUUUCCGAUCUUGAGGAGUUAUUGAGUGGUUGCACUCAGUUAGAAGCACUAUUCCUCAUGUUUGAUGUGUCGAUAUUUAUACGUCAUAAUUUUGCUCGAGUCUGGGCAUUAGCUUCGACAAAACUCACUUCUCUUGAAAUCGGCUACAUCUCGUCAGUGAUGAUCACCGAGCUUCUGAACCCUAAUUUGGAGCAGACACACAUUCAACCAUCGGUGCUUCCUAAAAUUCAGAAGUUAAGCCUUUCAGUGGACUAUAUCACUGAUGCUAUGGUCGGAACUAUUUUUAGGGGUCUUCUGUCCCUUACCCAUUUGGAUCUUCGAGAUGCACCGAUUAUUGAACCGAGACUUACAUUUGACCUCACUAACUCUGGUCUUCAACAGAUUAAUCAGAAUGGGAAACUGAGGCAUCUUUCACUAGUCAGGAGCCAGGAGUAUCUUGUUACUUACUUCAAACGAGUUAAUGAUCUUGGGAUCCUACUAAUGGCCGAUAGAUGUGCAAACAUGGAAAGUAUAUAUCUUGGUGGCUUUUGUCGUGUCACUGAUACAGGUUUCAGAGAGAUCUUGCAUUCAUGCUCGAGCUUAUACAAGCUGAGGGUUGCUCAUGGCACUUUAUUAACAAAUCUGUUGUUUCAUGACAUCCGUGCGACUUCCCUCUCCUUGACCCAUGUUAGCUUGAGAUGGUGCAAUCUUAUGACAAAUCUUGGUGUUAAAAAUUUGGUGUCAAAUGUGGAUUUAAGAGUUCUCGAUCUCAGGGAUUGUAAAAGUCUUGGAGAUGAAGCGCUCCGAGCCAUUGGAACUCUUUCUAAGUUGAAAAUUUUGCAGUUGGAUGGUUCUGAUAUUACCGAUAUGGGGUUGUCGUACUUGAGAUGGAGAGUGAUCACUUCGCUCACAUCACUGUCCCUGAGAGGCUGCAAGAGACUUACAGACAAAGGCAUAUCACUUUUGUUCGAGGGCUCCUCUAAGUAUGAGCUGCAAGAAUUGGACCUGUCAAACAUCCCUAGCAUUUCUGAUGACGGAAUCUUGUCAUUAGCAAGAGCUCGCCUUCCAAUUCUUGAACUCCGCUUGAGACAGUGCCCCCUCAUCGGUGACACUUCGAUAAUGGCAUUGGCCUCUAUGCAGGCUCGUGAAGAAGGGUGGCAAGGGAGUAGGCUGAGGUUGUUGGAUCUGCACAAUUGUGGUGGCAUUACCCAACUGUCGUUUAGGUGGUUGAAGCGACCUUAUUUCCCGAGGUUGAGGUGGUUAGGACUGACGGGAAGUGUCAAUAGGGAUAUGGUAGAUGCUUUGGCCCGGAGUAGGCCUUUCUUGCAUGUGGCGUGUCACGGGGAGGAGCUGGGGGCGGACCCAUCUAACCGAUUGGAUGAUUCAUACAUGCGUGAGUAUGACGACAUCGAUGAGUUUGAACAGUGGCUGCUAGGAGGAGAGGACAGCGGUGAUGACGAUGAUGACAAUGACGAUGUUGAUGACGAAGAUGUCGCGAUGGAGGUGGCUGAAAGUGAUGCAGAGAUGGAACAGUGACUCUCAGGAUCUUCUUGUUGUAUUAUAGGUAUUGUUUCUCAGUUAUCCUCUGUUGUUCAGUGAACACUGAACGUACAUAUUGGAUCUUGUUUAUUGCAAACUCCAGGUAGCGGCGUGCCCUUUUUCACUCUCUUUCCACCACCAGUUGAUGACUAGUUGCGUAUGUACUGAAAAUUGUAUGCACUCUAAUGCUGAACUUGUUUUUGUUUUGUC
Syzygium oleosum is the source of this 2233-nucleotide messenger RNA. RefSeq names its product F-box/LRR-repeat protein 10. Gene Ontology annotation, biological process: SCF-dependent proteasomal ubiquitin-dependent protein catabolic process. The record is from RefSeq and is a predicted model, not a curated record. The coding region runs from base 68 to 2020 and encodes 650 amino acids. NCBI's taxonomy places the organism in Eukaryota, Viridiplantae, Streptophyta, Magnoliopsida, Myrtales, Myrtaceae. Gene Ontology annotation, molecular function: protein binding. Gene Ontology annotation, cellular component: SCF ubiquitin ligase complex. The transcript has 4 exons.